Molecule: messenger RNA, 2476 nt
Organism: Apus apus (common swift)
Lineage: Eukaryota; Metazoa; Chordata; Aves; Apodiformes; Apodidae
Product: retinoic acid-induced protein 3-like
Exons: 4
Coding region: 151-1224 (357 amino acids)
Biological process (GO): G protein-coupled receptor signaling pathway
Cellular component (GO): intracellular membrane-bounded organelle; extracellular exosome; plasma membrane
Molecular function (GO): G protein-coupled receptor activity; protein kinase activator activity
Source: RefSeq, a predicted model, not a curated record
CCCGCGGUGCAGGAGCGGGGGUGACUGUGUUACUGGUGCACUGGGAACUUACCUCUUCCAGCCGGAGCGUCCCUCUUGCCUUCUCCGGGCAGGAGGCAGAAAGCUUUGGGGAAACAUUUGACGGGGAGUUUGUUAAAAGAAGGUGAGAGGAUGACAACGCCAGUCCCCCGAGGCUGCAGCAGCAGCAUUGGUGCUGACUAUUACCUGCUCUGUGACAUGGAGAAGGCCUGGGGGAUUGUCCUGGAGUCACUGGCUGCAGCUGGCAUCCUCAUCACCAUUUUCCUCAUCUGCUCGCUCUUCUUUCUCAUCUGUAAAGUCCAAGACAACAGCAAGAGGCACAUGAUUUCCGUCUAUUUCUUCUUUCUCUUAGGCACACUCGGCAUUUUUGGUCUCACUUUUGCCUUCAUCAUUAAACUCAAUGAAAGGACUCGCCCCACUCGCUUCUUCCUAUUUGGAGUCCUCUUUGCUCUCUGCUUUUCAUGCCUCCUCACCCAGGCCUGCAACCUCAACAAACUAGUGAGAGGAAGAAAGCCCUUCUCCUGGCUCAUGUUGCUGCUCCUCAUUGUUUCCUUUUUCCUAGUACAAGUUGUGAUCAGCAUCGAGUACUUAGUCACCAUGCUAGUAAACCAGAAAGACACAUUUCUGAAUAUGACUGCAGAGGAGACCAACAAAGACUUUGUCAUGCUUUUGAUCUACGUGCUCUUCUUGAUGGCUCUGACCUUCUUGGUUUCCAUGUUCACGUUCUGUGGGUCAUACAAAAGCUGGAAGAGGCACGGGGCACACAUCUUUGUCACUGCCCUGUUCUCCAUUGCCAUUUGGGUAGUGUGGAUCACUAUGCUCUUAAAAGGCAACACGGUUUUAAACAGACCUACUUGGGAUGAUCCUGUUGUGGCUAUUGCUCUGGUGUCCAAUGGAUGGGUCUUCCUGAUAAUGUAUAUUGUUCCUGAAAUUUGUUUCCUCACUGCUCCUGUGAAGCUGGAGGACUACCCUCCAGAAAAUGACUUCUGCCAACCCAAGUUCAUAAAGCAGACAACUGGAGUGGACAACCGUGCCUACACCCAAGAUGAAAUUGUGCAAGGAGACACAGAAGUCCUCAGGUACUCCCCAUACUCUUCUCACCUUCAGAUGAAGACCAUUGAACUGCAAAAUGAUUUCUCCAUCCCUCGGCCCAAGGCCCGGACAAGCCCAUACCAUGACUACACUGGUGGGAAAGGCGCCAUGUAGCAGCUCUGCAGGGAGGCAAGAGACUAAGCAUGAGGAAUGGGCCACGUGGUAACAAGUGAGUCGAUCUCUGCAGAAGAGACAGAGUCAACUGACACUGACAAAAAGAGGAGAGGGGUCCUCAUUUCCUGCACAGGCACCCUUGUAGCCCCCUCUCUUUCCUCAAACACAGCUUUCAAACACUGUUCUGUCCAUCUUGUCCUCACUCCAUUGGUUUCUCCAUGGGAGGAAGCUCAUCUCUUUGACAGAGGAACGUGCUGGGAAGAGGCUGUCCUGGCCUAUUUUCAGCAGGAAUGCUGCAGGGCUAGAGCAGCAGGAAGAUCAUCAUCUGGGUCUGCAACUGGCUCUGCCCCAGCCAAGACUUGCUUUGAUCAGCUUGCAGGGAUGGCUGUUCCCCAUGUCUGGUGGGAGAAGAGACAGGAACAGGCGCAUCAGACCUACAUAUCCCCACACCUGCCCAUCUGCAAACACAUCUUGGGUACUACCAAGGCCCUCUUAUCUAUCCACCAUUACUUUUGUGCCCACUCCCAGCCCUGCCUGAGUCUCCUUCAAAGAUCACUGGAGAAGACAGAGAGAGAAAGAAUAUUCCUUUUUUUCUUCUUCAUGUUCACUUCCAACUCCCUCCUCAUCACCUAGAGGGGAAAUGGGAGAGGGGGAAGAAAAUUUAAAGACAUAAAAACAUUACACCUAUUUACCCUGACAAAUUUCCUGAUUUGUGCUAUAGCAUCAGCCUUCCUCUUAGCUCUGACCACACACCCCAGCUGAGCUGCCCAGGGUGCCUGCCCAACCUCACCAAUCCUCCCUCCUGACCCCUGCCCUCCAGGCUGUGGAUCCCUGCAGACAAAACCUUUUCCAUGCAGCUGCCUUCAGUACUCUUGUGGGAUCUAAUCCCGUGCACCUCGGAGCUCUGCCUCCUGAGUGUGUCUGUGGCAUUAACACAAGCAUUUCCCAAGCGAGCAGGUUAUGGAGGGUGAACACCCUUCUUCCCAGGAGCUUGUGCAUGUGUGUGUGUGUGUGUGUGUGUGCUGUGUGGACUGCACCCUGGCAAUAGCAAGGAGGCUGCAGUCUUGAAUCAUUCUGUAGCCUGCUUCACAUUUGGUAAAUAGCUUUCCAUGGUAUUUCAUAUAUAAAUGCAUGGAGCUCCCCAAGUGGGUCUGUAUGGUACACUGGUGUCUGACACAACUAUGUAUUUAUUUAGUACUUUGUACGUGGAAUAUUUAAUUAAUAAAAACCCAAACAGCCUGACAAUGAGAAA